AUGAGCGAAUUUCAUUUCGUGGUUAAUAACGCAAAUGAUACGGAUGAAGAAGUAUUCGCGAAAUAUUAUGAAUAUCCUUCUUUAGACGACUUUAAAGAGUUAAGUAAAUGUACGCCGUUUUUUCUUUUUCGUAUAAAGGUUAACAAAGCUUUGCAGAAGGGUGGAAGAGUAAAAACAGCAGGGGAAAUCUCUAGACUCGCGUCAAAAUUGUGGGAUACAAUGCAUGAUGAUGAAAAAGAUCAAUACGAACAAUUGUCAACUGUAUUAUCCCAUCAACCUGAUAAUUGGAUAAAUAUCUCUUCGACGCAAUACCUUCAAAUAUCAACUUCUAACGCUAACUCGAUUCGAUCCGAGUUAUCCCGUCAAAUUGUCGAUGUGUCAAAUAUCUCUUUGAUGGGUCACCCAAUUCCUAACGUUAACUCACCUGGAUUCGAGUUAUCCAGUCAACUUGUCGAAGUGUCAAAUGUUUCUUCGAUGGAACACCUAAAUUCUAACGUUAACUUGCCUGGAUCCGAGUUAUUCAGUCAAUUUGUCGAUGUGUCGACUAUCUCUUCGGAGGAACACCAAAUUCCUAAUGCUGACUCGCCUGAAUCGGAAUAUUUUAUAUAUUCCAAAGAGAUUUGGACUUACGAAGAUUCAAAUCUAUUUGUACUCGAUGGCGAAAUUUACAUUAUGUUAUAA
Messenger RNA from Ambispora leptoticha, 681 nucleotides. Lineage: Eukaryota; Fungi; Glomeromycota; Glomeromycetes; Archaeosporales; Ambisporaceae. The record is from the annotation of a GenBank genome assembly.